Molecule: messenger RNA, 2564 nt
Organism: Psammomys obesus (fat sand rat)
Lineage: Eukaryota; Metazoa; Chordata; Mammalia; Rodentia; Muridae
Gene: Ddo
Product: D-aspartate oxidase
Exons: 4
Coding region: 210-1235 (341 amino acids)
Molecular function (GO): D-amino-acid oxidase activity; FAD binding
Source: RefSeq, a predicted model, not a curated record
AAAUGCCUGUGGGGAUCUCAUAUUUCACACUGUUAUUUAUUGGGAGGAGGGUUUAAAGAGUUGCUGGGCUUCACCCAUGGAAACACCAGAAGGAAGUCUUGUUCUGACAGGCUGCCCGAUGUGAGGAAAGAGUUGUAGGAUCAGACUUCAUCUGGGCCAAGAAAACUACCCUAUGCAAGGAAGCCUGUUUGCAUUUCCCUCCUUAGGCCAUGGACAGAGUGCGCAUUGCAGUUGUCGGAGCUGGCGUGAUCGGUCUGUCUACCGCUGUGUGCGUUUCUGAGACGGUCCCCCGGUGUUCCGUCACUGUCAUCUCAGACAAGUUUACACCUGACACCACCAGUAAUGUAGCAGCUGGAAUGCUUAUUCCUCACAGGUAUCCAGAGACGCCUGAGCCCGUGCAGAAGCAAUGGUUUAGAGAGACCUUCCAGCACCUAUCUGAAAUUGCCAAGUCUGCAGAAGCCUCGGAUGCAGGUGUUCUCCUGGUGUCUGGGUGGCAGGUGUUCCGGAGUGUCCCCGCGGAGGAGGUGCCUUUCUGGGCUGACGUGGUCCUGGGAUUUCGCAAGAUGACGGAGGCCGAGCUGAAGCGGUUCCCUCAGUACGUGUUUGGUCAGGCUUUCACAACCCUGAAAUGCGAGACGUCUGCCUACCUGCCGUGGCUGGAGAAAAGGAUAAAGGGAAAUGGAGGUCUGCUGCUCACCAGGAGAAUAGAAGAUCUGUGGGAGCUGCAGCCGUCCUUUGAUAUCGUGGUCAAUUGCUCAGGCCUGGGAAGCCAACAACUUGUGGGUGACUCCAUGAUUUCCCCGGUAAAGGGCCAGUUGCUCCAGGUACAGGCCCCCUGGGUGAAGCAUUUCAUCCGAGACGGAGGUGGGCUGACGUAUGUCUACCCCGGUGCGUCCUAUGUGAUCCUGGGAGGAACCAGACAAAAAGGAGACUGGAAUCUGUUUCCAGAUGCGGGACUCAGCAGGGAGAUUUUUUUGCGGUGCUGCGCUCUUGAGCCUUCUCUCUGCAGGGCCUUCGACAUAAAAGAGAAAGUGGGCCUGAGGCCCAGCAGGCCAGGUGUGCGUCUGGAGAAGGAGGUCCUGGUCCAGGGGGAGCACAGGUUGCCUGUGGUCCACAACUAUGGCCAUGGGAGUGGGGGUAUCUCAGUGCACUGGGGCUCUGCUCUGGAGGCCACGAGGCUGGUGAUGGAGUGUGUCCACACGCUCAGGACCCCAGCCUCUAUGUCAAAGCUGUAGCUGACAUCAAAUGACAGCAGAUAACCCCAGGUCUUGUGGGUCAAAGCACAGUCUGGCUUGGUAUCAUUCAUUGAGAUAAGCAAUCUUGGGAUGGGGAUGUCAUUAAAUUUUGGAGAGAGGUGACUAAUAAAGUCUGUGUGAACCUCCUGGGAAGGUACAGGAUUGGCCCCGAAUAUAGGACAGGGCUGGAGAGACUCAGCCAUCACAGGUUCUCAGAGCUUUCCCACUGCUUGGAAGUUGAAUCUGACCUUUGUUUUCAAAAUUAGAAAGUAUGCAACACAUGUCAGUAGGCUUAGAAAUCUUGCCACUAAUGACACAGGACCUAAAACUCCAUUUUUUUUCCUUUGGUGAAAAUAUGUGUCAUUAAAAAAAAAAAAAAAAAAAAAACCAAACAAACCCUGUUAUAUAGGGUAAGAGUUUUGGAGGCUCUGAUGCUAAUUUAUAUGAAUGUUGUAAGUGAUGGGGAUUUUUGUAUCUUUAGCUCAUAAUCUCGUAGGAGGAGAUAAUGUGUGGGCAACACUUGGAUCCCUGCCCUGUGGAGCUGCAGGAUCCUCUCAGGUCACAGAGCGGCCCAAGGGUGUGCUAGCAUCUCCAUAAGACCACACAGUGCAGCCCUCCUGUGGCUAACGGCGGCUUCCUUUCCUCAGCGGGCGAUGGCGGUAGAAGAUGGCGGCAGGGUUGGCCCUGAGGGUGGCAGGACCCGAGCAGCAGCAGCAUCGGUCUCUGCGUCUGCUUUGUUUUUUCUGGGACCAAACACCUAAGAGAAACAACCUAAAGGCUUGGUUUGCUCCUAGAGUCGGACCAUCACACCAGGGAGGGCCUUGUAGAACAGAGCUGUCCAACUCAUGCCUGCAAGAGAGCAGCAGGAAGGAUGGGGCAAGAUACAGCCCCUGAGCAGCCUCCCUCGUUAUCCGCUCCCCAUAACCCGCCCCUGCCUCCUGAUAGUUCAUUCAAGUCCAUCAAUGGCUUAAGGCACUGAUUAGGUCAGCGGUGUCUGGAAACAUCUGCAGCCCCACCCAAAGGGUUGCUCGGGUCCUCUCUCAGGAGGUUGCCUCCAUCUUGUCAAGCUGCCAACAGGGAUUCACCGUCGCCGUGGCCGAGGCUGCGUGUCCCAUUCCCACCAAUGAUGGAGAGCUGGCUGACCGCACGGUGAGCGACUUGUUGAAGACUGGGCAGCCUGUGCAACCGGAGAGCUAAUUUGCUAAUGGAGAUGGCGCAGUCUUUCAGGACGACACACAACACAAAGUAUUCUUCCUGCCGAAAAAGUACCGGGGAGGAAGGGGAUGUGUCUCGUGAUUAAACAAGUUUGAGACUUGCUGAGUCCGGGAA